This is a messenger RNA of Chara braunii, 1252 nucleotides long. The record is from the annotation of a GenBank genome assembly. Lineage: Eukaryota; Viridiplantae; Streptophyta; Charophyceae; Charales; Characeae.
GUUUGCUCACUGAUUAAUAAGGCACUCGUGACUCUCAUACGAUUAGACUGCUAAGGAUACACAAUGGCAGGUAUGGCAAACUAGGGAAUGGGCGCGAUGGGCAUGGCUGGGGUGAACCUGGGCAAUCUGGUUAUGGGGACGACGAAUAUGUUGGUUCCUAAUAUGGCCACUCAAGGAUGCAAUGCUCGUAUGGGAAGCUUUGUCGGGACUGGAGGGGUAGGGAUCUCUCCUCUGAGUAAUACAUCACCUUUUGGAGUAGUAACCUGCUAUAUAUGUGGGAGGAGGGGGCAUUAUGCCCAAAAUUGUUGGCGGGCGAAGGAUCGUCAAAUCCAGAGACCUGACAAGGAGAACAUUGAGAUGAGGGAACUUAUUCAGAGGAUCAAUCGGCAAGAAAGGGAGGAAGAGGAGAGGAGAUUACGGGAGAAUGUGGAUGCGAAGAAGAAGGAAGAGAACGAGAGAAGGGAAAGUGAGACGCUAAGGGAGGAAGAGGCGAAAGAAGCUAAGUUGGAGGCAGCGAUCGUCAGGAUAUUGACACAAAGGAAGGACUUGGCUUUGGUACCUGUGAACACUCAAACCUCUUAUGAGGUGAAGAAGAAGUCUCCGCGAUCGAAGGCCCGUUUCAUACAGGAAAUCACUAACUACAUUGCUGAGUCCGAAGACGACAGCGAGGAAGUCAAAGAGGAGACUAGUAAGUUGUUUGAAGUCUUGGAAAAGAGGAAGAAGAAAGAUAGAAGGACGACCGCAGUGCAACAGGCUACAGCGAGUAAGCAGCAACGGGCGGCCAGGCAACCAAAGAAGGACAGGACAACGCAGCGGACCAGAGAACCAGCGCCUGCAGCGAAUGGUUUCGAGACACCGGUUAAAGCAUGUCCAACUGAAUGUUCGAGCGAGGGGAUGGUCGAGUAUGCGCUAUCUCAGACCAAGAUCCUCAGUGCGAUGAAGGCGCACGAGAUCAGGAAGAUUUGUAAUAAGGAGGGCGUUGAGUAUACGGUGAAGAGCGAGACUAUCCAAGAGAUCGUGCGUUGCCUCACCAGGCUUGCACACGAAGGGUUUCUUGAUUAGGGACAUGUGUCACCUCCUUUGAAGAGAGGAGGAGCUGAAGGUUUGGGACAGAGAUGACGAGCAUGAUUCUACCUUCCUCCGAUGUGGCAGUCAGGAUUCGAGAGCUCAUCGCAAAAAGAAAGUGGCGAGGCAUCAUAGGGACGUACCCGCUUUUUUCACGAGAUGACGAGAAUGAACUUGCUCUUCUGUU